This is a messenger RNA of Quercus robur (English oak), 696 nucleotides long. RefSeq lists its product as uncharacterized. The coding region runs from base 1 to 696 and encodes 231 amino acids. The transcript has a single exon. NCBI's taxonomy places the organism in Eukaryota, Viridiplantae, Streptophyta, Magnoliopsida, Fagales, Fagaceae. The record is from RefSeq and is a predicted model, not a curated record.
AUGUAUAAUCUGGCCCCCCCAUGUGAAAAUUCCUGGCUACGAGCCAAUGAUGAAGAUGAGGAAGGGGGAGCAGCCCCUUGUGAUGAUGAGGAUGGAAGUGAUGACAAGAGUGAUAGUAGUAGCAGUGACAGUGGACAUGAUGAUGAUGACAAUAGCACCGACAGUGAGAGCAACAAUAGUGAAGACUAUGAUAGCCAAUAUGGUGGCAAUGAUUGGGGUGAAUCCCUUAAUGAUAGAGAAGAUGAAGACGUAGAUCUUUUCUAUGAAGAAUAUGACGAUGAUGUGGACUACUACAAUGAAGAUAUUGAAGAUGAUGCCAGAGCUAACAAGUGGAGUGACACUAAUAGUGACCAAUACAGGCUAAUAAAUGUAUUGGAAAAUGCAAGAGAGGAGAAUGGACAAGCCAAUGAUGUGGACUAUGAUGGUUACCCCUACAAGCGUCCCUCAAAUUGGAGUUGUAUCACUGAUGUUAGCUCAAGGUCUAGUCCUCAAUAUGACAAGCAUGGAAGAGAGAUUCCAAAAUUUGGGUCGUAUUAUGAUUCCGAACUUGGCUCAUUGACCCCACAUACUAAAGAAGAGGAUGAUAUAGAUGCUAGGUUGGUUGCUCUAGACCAAAAACUGAUGGUCCACAAUCUCAGAAUCAUGACACUUGAGAAUGCUAGAGGUGAUAAUGAGAGGAUGGAAGGAGGCGAGUAA